Molecule: messenger RNA, 942 nt
Organism: Racocetra persica
Lineage: Eukaryota; Fungi; Glomeromycota; Glomeromycetes; Diversisporales; Gigasporaceae
Source: the annotation of a GenBank genome assembly
AUGCAAAUUGAUAAUAAAGAUUUAAAUUUUCAACUUUUACCAGAUUGUCAUGUUUUUAAUCUUUUCCUUACAAUAUUUGCUCAUAAUUAUGGAAAUAUGACACUUUCUCAAGAAGUUUAUGGUGAAAUGACUAGAAGAAAUAUUUCACCUGAUGUUGUAACUCAUACUAUAUUAAUUGAAGGUUAUGCUUUAUUGGGUCAAGCUGAAAAAGCGAAUAGACAAUUUCAAAUUAUGAAAUCUAAUAACAUUAAACCUAAUGUAUUUACUUAUACAAGUUUAAUCAAAGCUUGGGCACAAGUUUGGAGAAUUGACAAAAUUAAACAAAUUUAUAAAGAAAUGAUUGGAUCCGGUAUAAAACCUCAUAGAGCAACUUAUCGUGUAUUAGCUUCUAUAACAAAUUCAAAAUUUGAUACCUCCCAAAAAAGUUCAUCAAAUUUACCUAUAUCAAGAACACCACAACAUGUUAGAGAUACGACAAAAUUAUAUGAUAAACUUGAAAAAGUUCGAGAUUCUGAAACUGCUUAUACUCUUUUUGAAACUUUUUUAAAAAAAUUUGAUGAUACGAACUAUAAUCCACGACCAAAUAUUUAUUCUUUUACCGUAUUUAUGACAAGUUUUGUAUUUUAUCAUAGAAAUAUGAAACUUGCCCUUAAAGUUUUUGAAGAAAUGUUAAAAAGAAAUAUUUCAGCUAGUUGUUAUUGUUAUAAUGUUUUGAUUGAAGGAUUUGCUAGAUCAAACGAACCAUUUAAAGCUGAAAAAAUGUUUUAUACUAUGAUAAAUAAUAAUAUAAAACCAGAUGUUAGUUCUUUUAAUAGUUUAAUAUCUGCUUGGAUAACGGUCGGUAGAAGGGAUAAAGUAUUCAUGGUUUAUCGUGAGAUGAAAAAAUAUGGUAUAAAUCCCAACGAGGUUACGUUAAAUAAGAUGAAAGCUAUAGGAAUGUAA